Molecule: messenger RNA, 1485 nt
Organism: Candida dubliniensis CD36
Lineage: Eukaryota; Fungi; Ascomycota; Pichiomycetes; Serinales; Debaryomycetaceae
Product: TFIIH/NER complex subunit
Exons: 1
Coding region: 1-1485 (494 amino acids)
Biological process (GO): nucleotide-excision repair
Cellular component (GO): transcription factor TFIIH core complex; transcription factor TFIIH holo complex
Molecular function (GO): ATPase activator activity; double-stranded DNA binding
Source: RefSeq, a predicted model, not a curated record
AUGUCGUCUCACUUAUUUAAGGCAACGGUUAAUGAAUACCUAGAAGGACUCCCGAAAACUGUCCAAUCCAAACUAUAUGAAGCACCAGCUACGUGUUUAUCGAUAUUCCGAUUGCUUUCUCCAAUGGCCAAAUUCUAUAUCAUGUCAAUGAUAUUCAAUGAGAAACCAAUUGCAUUAAGAGACUUGGAUAAAUGGUGUAAACCACUGGCGAGGAAAUUGGAAUUCGAAGCAUUAAAGAGAUUGGAAUCUUUGCAUUUGAUAGAAUAUGAUAGCAAAGGCUCUCAUAUCAGAUUGCAUUCUAUUUUCAGGAAAAACUUUCGUGAUUGUUUGACAGGGUCACAAAACCCAAAUGCAUUUGGAAGUAUAAGCACCACUGUGGAUAAACAUAAAGUCGAUAUACCAUUUCUAGAUUUGUUUGCGUCACAGAAAUGGGAGACCAUUUUGCAUUUUAUGGUGGGGACCGAAUCAACAGCAACUCCUUCUGAUUCGGUUUUAAGUCUACUUAAAUUGGGUGGAUUAAUGGAGGGCCCCAAUAAUGAUUUAAGAAUCACAAAUAGUGGGUUUCAGUUUUUGUUACAAGAUGUCAAUGCACAAAUUUGGACAUUGUUAUUACAAUAUUUGAAUUUAACCCAGGAGUUGAAUAUGGAUCCGGUUGAUGUGUUGAAUUUUAUAUUUAUAUUGGGGUCAUUGGAAUUGGGUAAAAGUUAUUCUGUAUCAAGUUUGAGUGAGACCCAAGUGAGUAUGUUGGCAGAUUUAAAGGAUUACGGGUUGGUUUAUCAGCGGUCAGAUACUUCUGGUAGAUUUUACCCAACAAGAUUGGCAACUACAUUAACUUCUGAUUCGGCAGCAUUGAAGACACCAUCGAUGGCGAUGGAUGAGGAAGAACAACAAGUUGUAAGCAAGGAAUCGAUUAUCAUAGAGACAAAUUUCAAGAUUUAUGCAUACACAAAAUCGCCAUUAGAAAUAGCCAUUCUAAAUUUGUUUGUACAUUUUAAAACCAGAUUUGCCAAUAUGGUAUGUGGUCAAAUCACAAGAGAGUCUAUAAGAAACGCUCUAUAUAAUGGUAUAACUGCAGAUCAGAUUAUCAAGUUCUUGGAAACCCAUGCACAUCCCCAAAUGAGAAUAUUAGCCAAAGAGAAAUUGGAUAAGAAAAUUGAGUUUGAUACCAGUCACAAUAUCAAUACUGCUGGUGGUGCUCCUCAAAGUAAAACCGAUGGGAUGAUUUCACAACAUAAGUUGGAAAUACUCCCUCCUAAUGUUGUCGAUCAAAUCAAACUAUGGCAGUUAGAAUUAGAUAGAAUUCAAACGUUUGAUGGAUAUUUGUUCAAAGAUUUUUCUAACCAGCAAGAAUAUGAUAUACUAUCCAAUUAUGCUUCUGAACUAGGGGUAUUGAUUUGGGCCGAUAAGGUGAAGAAGAAGUUCUUUGUCACUAAGGAGGGUAUGACCCAAGUUGCAGAUUUUGCAAACAGAAAGUUGAAACGUUGA